CCCCCGUGUCCUCGCGUCGACUGCUCCUCCUCUGCCGCCGCUGCUGCCUCCUCCUCCACGCCGUUUCUUCUCUCUUCUUUCUUCUUUCUUGCCUUGCGGGCGUCGUAGGCGCGGUGGUUGGUGAGCGUGCAGCAGCAGCAGCAGCAGCGAGAAAAAAGGCUACGCUAGGACAGAAGGGAAAGCCGUGGCGCAGGUUGCUUCUGCUCGGGAGCGAGAGAAGUGGAGCCGUAGACAUCUGAACUGUUCUAAUGGCGACCCUUGGUGCCGUUGCUUUGGGCGAUGUACUAGGGGAGUAGUACCGGCGGUGGUUGCCGUACUCGUAGCCUUGCCCUGUGGGUUUGCGUGCGUUCGUGCGCGCCAGCGAGCGAGCUGAGGAGGCUCGCGGGUGGUGCGCUCGCUUCUCAUUUCCCCUUCGGUUCUUGCGACGGGUCGUCGUGAGGGGGCGGCGGCGGCGUGUUCUCGGCUUCUCGCCCUUGCCAUUGUUGAUGAGCAUGGGGCAUUACUCCGAGCAGAGGCCGGGGUUCGAGGUGACCAAGGACUGGAACGGCGGCGACCAGGUCGUGAUCCGGUCGCCGCGGGGAGCGUCCGUCCUGGUCAGCCUGCACGGCGGCCAGGUCGUCUCCUGGAGGAACGAGCGCGGGGAGGAGCUCCUCUUCACCAGCAGCAAGCUAUGGGUGUAUAUACAGGCUAUCUUCAAGCCACCAAAGGCGAUGCGCGGUGGAAUUCCCAUAUGCUUUCCACAGUUUGGAAAUUGUGGAACAUUGGAGCAACACGGAUUUGCAAGGAACAGGAUAUGGACUGUAGAUGAUGAGGCUCCACCACUAAAUCAUAACGAUAACAAUGGCAAAGCUUCUGUUGACCUUCUGCUAAAGCCAUCUGAAGAUGACCUCAAAUGCUGGCCACACUGCUUUGAGUUCCGCCUCAGAGUUUCUCUUUCAAUGGAUGGAGAUCUCUCAUUGGUAUCACGUGUCAGGAAUGUUAAUGGGAAGCCGUUCAGUUUUUCUUUUGCUUACCACACAUAUCUUUCUGUCUCUGACAUCAGUGAGGUUAGAAUAGAAGGUCUGGAGACACUUGAUUAUCUUGACAACCUUAGCCAACGAGAACGUUUUACAGAACAAGGAGAUGCUAUAACAUUUGAGUCUGAGGUCGACCGAGUCUACGUUGGCUCCCCAAGCGUAAUUGCUGUGCUUGACCAUGAGAAGAAACGCACCUUCAUCGUGAGAAAAGAAGGGCUUCCCGACGUCGUUGUGUGGAAUCCAUGGGACAAGAAAUCGAAGACGAUGGCGGAUUUCGGCGACGAGGAGUACAAGCAGAUGCUCUGCGUGGACGCUGCCGCGGUCGAGCGAGCCAUCACGCUGAAGCCCGGCGAGGAGUGGACGGGGAAGCUGGAGCUGUCGGCCGUCGCUUCCACCAACUGCAGCGACCAUCUGGACUACCCAUGUAGCUAGCAGCUAGCUUCGGAGUUUAAAUUCUGUGUUCCAUCAGUAGCUGUUUUUUCAGUUGCGUAGUUUUGCCCACCUGAAUCGAGAAUCAUGUACUACGUUUUUUCCCUGUACAUGGAGUGAGUGUACGCCGUUUUUCAUUGUACAACACGGGGGCACCUAGCUAGGUUCCGUCUUGUUCAGCCUGUUGCUGCUCGAAUCUUUCUUGUGCCAUUUGUCAGAUACUGAACACUAUUCAGAUGCAUGCAAAGCUGUUGUGACA
Molecule: messenger RNA, 1704 nt
Organism: Oryza brachyantha (malo sina)
Lineage: Eukaryota; Viridiplantae; Streptophyta; Magnoliopsida; Poales; Poaceae
Product: putative glucose-6-phosphate 1-epimerase
Exons: 8
Coding region: 486-1448 (320 amino acids)
Biological process (GO): carbohydrate metabolic process
Molecular function (GO): carbohydrate binding; isomerase activity
Source: RefSeq, a predicted model, not a curated record